Molecule: messenger RNA, 5962 nt
Organism: Psylliodes chrysocephalus
Lineage: Eukaryota; Metazoa; Arthropoda; Insecta; Coleoptera; Chrysomelidae
Source: the annotation of a GenBank genome assembly
CAUUGGCUUUUUGAUGUUGUCCUAAAUCCGAUUUUCUUAUAUUUUUAAUUCAACCAAUACAUCUUCCUAGAACAGUAACCAAAAUAUUAAUAUUUUUAGAAAAAUUAGAGUAGAGUCAAUCUGUUUCUCUAGACACUCAAUGAUUGUCACAUCCUCUCAAAAUGUUUUUUGUAAAUUUUCUGACAUUGAUAACCUGUGAUAGAGAUACAAGUUUAUACUGUCAAAAUAACAUUUAUUGUCAAGUUAAAAGUAAUAAUUCUAAAAUAUUGUUUAAAAUGCGUAUACCUUCAGAUAUAAUUGUAAUAAUAUUUGUUAUAACAAUACCAUUAUUAGCAACAAUGAUAACAAUGCACACGAAAUACAUGCCAUUGAGGAAGAUGCAAGAUAUGAUGGCUUUGGGUUGGAAUUCGUUAUCAAGAGCAACUUAUCAACCAUCCACUGAUCUGCCUUUUGAUGGACAAUGCGUGAUAAAUUUUACAGGUCUAAUUUUUCAAACGUCUUCAUAUGUAGCUUUAUUCCAGCCAGUUAACUGUGAAUUUUGGGAUAUUGGAUCCAGAAAUAUUAGCUUUUUUAGACUAGCUGAGACACAUAUUCAAAUUGAAGGGCAUUGCCAGUGUCGUGGAAAAAAAUAUCCUGCGAAUAAAACUGAUACUGAAAUACAGAAAACUAGUAGACGUAUGAAGAAAACGAAUCCAUCAUACACAGCAACAACAAGAACAGCCUUAGAAGAACCUGGUACUAAAAAUCUGCGAACUACUGAUGGUAUUCAGAAAAUGAAAUCAACACAGAAUCCAAGAGGAACGAAUACUCUAAAAGAUACUGGUACAGAAGUGCUUCAAACUACUGAGGGAGAGAAUAACAUGAAUAUAUCAGAAAAGCCAAUAGCAACACAGCUUACACAAGGUCUUGGUACUGAAAGAGUACGAACUACUGAAGCUACUGAGAGAACGAAAUCAUCACAGGCUCGUGAUUUAGAAGAAAUUGCUACAGAAGUGACGCAAACCAUUAGGAGCAUGGAUAAUACAAAUUCAUCAGAGAAACCAAUACUAACACAGGUUACUCAAGAACUUGGUACUAAAAGACUUCUAACCACUGAAGAAGCCACUGCGAAAACGAAAUCAUCACUGACUCCUGACUCAGAAGAUCUUGGUGUAGAGGAGCUCCAAACUAAUGAAGCAAUUGAGAAAACAAAAUCGCCACAAAAUCCAGUUAUAACGGAGACAAUAGAAGACCUUAGUGUUCAAGGAUUGCAAAGUAGUGAAAGCGUUGAGAAAACGAAAUUAACACAGAAUCCAAUAGCAACGAAGACUUUUGGAGAUUUUUCCGAAACAAUUAAUGAAGCUCAAUCGUCUAAGAAAGAAGACAGUAAAAUUCAAUCUAAAAGUGAUAUUUACUUUGACACAAAAGAGACUACGAAAGAAGGCAGUGAAAUCCAAUCUAAAAGUGAUAUGUACUUUGACACAAAAGAGACUACGAAAGAAGGCAGUGAAAUCCAAUCUAACAAUGAUAUGUACUUUAACACAAAAGAGACUACGAAAGAAGGCAGUGAAAUCCAAUCUAAGAAUGAUGAUAUGUACUUUGACACAAAAGAGCCUACGAAAGAAGGCAGUGAAAUCCAAUCUAAAAAUGAUAUGUACUUUGACACAAAAGAGACUACGAAAGAAGGCAGUGAAAUCCAAUCUAAAAGUGAUACGUACUUUGACACAAAAGGGACUUCUGAUUUUAGAAAACAUAAAGUUAAAUCUAAUUCGUCAUUAACCGAAACCCCAUCAACAAUAAGUUCUUUUUACAACAAACAGGAGUCCAACAGCAACAAUACAGAAAUUGAAAUCUCUGACGCAGAAUUUGAAGGUUCCUCAUCUUCUGGAAUAUCGCUGGAUAGUGUACAAGUACAAGAUGAAUCAAAAUCUUCAUUUAGCGCUUCUAAUGAAGGUACUUCUGAGUAUAUUAAACAUGAAAUUACACCACCCAUGCCUUUAAACGUACCAAAUAUACCACCAAUUUUUAUUACAAGAGAAUCUAAAAAAGUUUCGACCAGAGCUGGAGUUAUGAAUACGCAAUCAAAGGGUGAUAUGAUGAUAUUAACUAAAAAAUUGUAUAAUAAUUAUAAAAAAGAAGGAAAUUUAAGUGUUGGUUUUGAUUAUAGUCACGAAAACACAGCAAAUAUCUAUGCAGAAAUUGAAAAAUCUAAUUCUGAAUAUAAAAGAUUUAUAGCCUUGCUUUUUAAUAAAAACCAGAAUAAUUCAGGAUCAGCACUUUCAAUCGACAGUUCAGAAGUUGAUUUAGUAAGCAUACCUGAAGAGACAUCGAUGUAUGACAGCAUUAUAACCAAAGAGACACCAUCAUCAAGCUCGGCAUCAUUUGAGAACAUACACAUCCCUACACAAAUUGAAAAACCGAUAUCCACAGGAGGAUCAGUUUUAAGUAGAGGAGAAACGUCAAAAAACAGUGAAUUUAUGUCUUUAUUUUCAAGAUACCUGAAAGAAAAUAUCAACAUUUUUACCACAGAAAUGUCUGAAAACUUAUUAACUAAAGGAUACCUGAAUAAUAGAGGGAAAGAAUCUGAAAUAAUUUCUAAUAAAGUAAAAAUACCUAGUUAUCUUACAUCAGAUUGUAGUAGUUCUAUAUUAGAAGGCAUAGCUUCUGAUAUAAACCAAGAAUACAAAUCUGAUUCCCAAUACAUCAACUCAUUAUCUACUGGUUAUUCAUAUCACAAAAAAGAAACAGAAACUGAACAAGUUAGUUUAGAACAUGAAACUAUAAAAUCAAGCGCAGUAACUUUGUUCAAUCAAGAUAUUAGUGAAUCAGAAUCACAGAAACAAUAUUCCGUUUUAGGAAAGACAUAUUCAAGUUUACAGAACUUUGGUUCCUCAUCUACAGAACAACCCAGUUACAGUAGCGAUACAUCGGAAAAUGUAUCUACAGAUAUUGAAAAAUUUGGUUCAAUAUCUUCGAAAACAUCGUUGCUAUUUAGUAGUACAGAUCAAACUCAGAACGUAUCACAAUUAACCGAACUGUAUUCCAAAGAAGAAUCGAGUAAUCUAUCUAGAGAAAUUGAAAGAUAUAGUCCAGAAUAUGGUGUAGAAGAAGUAGCAUCUGGAUCAUCGGAAUAUCUUAUCAAAAGAAAUAUUUAUAGUAAAGAUUCAUCCAGUAAUAUCCCUAUAGAAACGUCUGAAUCAGAUUUACCAAAAAGUAGCGAAUUUUCAUCUUCAAGUUACCCAAAAAAUCAAACAAAAAUAUUUACUGUUGAAGCUACGUUAGAUAGGUCGGACUAUGCUAGAUCUACAUUAACAGAUACCUCUAUUACCAACAAAGAAACAGAUUCAAGCUUUUCAUCUACAGGAUACUCAAGUUAUUACAAGAAUAAAUUAGCAAGUGAUUCUACAGAAGUGACGAUCAGUUCUCUUCUAUUUUCUACAGUAGGAAGAUCAGAAUCUGAAAAGUCUCAAUCAAUUGGAUUUUUUCCUAUUGGCGAACAAGAAUUCGGUUCAAUAUCAACUGCAUAUUCCAGUUAUAGUAGAGAAAAUUUCAUAACAGUUACAAAUAAUUCAAAAGAAAUCUCCAGAACUUCUGCUAGUGGAACUGCUUCAGGAAUAUCUGAAUUUGAGAUAUUUUUAUCAACAGAUUCUUCAAAUUUGUAUCAAAGUAAUACGGAUAUCAUUUCACAAUCCCUUGGUUUUUCAUCUACAGGAUAUUCUGGUUAUCCUAUGAAAGAAUCUCAAAGUAUAUCUGCUGAUCCACCAUUAAGCGAUGUAUUGUAUUUCACAGAAAGUUCUGAACUACCACUCUCAGAAGAUAUAUCUAAUAGGGCACUGGAAAAUGUGAUUACAACAGCAGAUACUUCUAGUAUUAGUAAACAUGAAACCUUAUCAUCUACAACAAGUUCUCUGUACAGUAAACAAGACUCUAAUAGUAAUCCACCAUUCAGUGUUAUAUUGUAUUCUGAAUAUUCAUAUUCCACAGAAACUUCUGAACAACUACUCUCAGAAGAUUUAUCUAAUCAGGCAAUGGGAAAUGUGAUUACAACAGCAGAUACUUCUACUAUUAGUGAACAUGAAACCCUAUCAUCCACAAGUUUUCUGUACCGCAAACAAGAUUCCAAUAGUAAUCCACCAUCCAGUGUUGUAAUGUAUACUGGAUAUUCAUAUUUCACAGAAAGUUCUGAACUACUACUUUCAGAAGAUAUAUCUAAUCGGGCACUAGGAAAUGUGAUUACAAAAGCAGAUACUUCUACUAUUAGUAAAUAUGAAACCCCAUCAUCCACAACAAGUUCUCUGUACAGUAAUGAAGAGUCCAAUAGUAAUCUACAAUCCAGUGUUGUAAUGUAUUCAGGAUAUUCAUAUUCCACAGAAAGUUCUGAACUACUAAUUUCAGAAGAUAUAUCUAAUAGAGCACUGCGAAAUGCGAUUACAAUAGCAGAUACUUCUACUAUUAGUAAACAUGAAUCUCUAUCAUCUACAACAAGUUCUCUGUACAGUAAACAAGAUUCCAAUAGUAAUCCACCAUCCAGUGUUGUAUUUUAUUCUGGCUAUUCAACUUAUUCUACAGAAAGUUCUGAACUACUACCCUCAGAAGAUAUAUCUAAUAGGGCAUUGGGAAAUGUGAUUACAACAGCAGAUGCUUCUACUAUUAGUAAACAUGAAUCUAUAUCAUCUACAAUAAGUUCUCUGUACAGUAAACAAGAGUCCAAUAGUAACCGUGCAGAAUUGGAAAGUUCUUUAUCUUUUGGAAUGUCACUUGAUAGUGUACAAGUGCAAGAUAUAUCAGAAUCUUCAUUUAGUAUUCCAAGCGAUGGUUCUUCUGGAAUAUCUGAGUAUAUGAAUUCUAUAUCAUCAAGUAGUGAAUAAUAAUUGAAGUCAAGUAUAUUAGUAUAUUAUCUUCAGGAAGCCGUUAUAGUGCAGGAUAUUAUAUUUACUGAAGUAUUACUAAAAAUACAGUCUUCAAUGGCUUUCAUGAUUUAAUCUUCUAUAGUUUACACAGAAACGAGCAGAUCCAUCUUUCUUAAUUACUAGGAUUACAGUGAGCAUCAGGAACCAGCAGCUUCUUCAAUAAUAUUUGCAUCCAUUAUGUCCUAUAUCAUAUUAGCUACUUUUUCUGUCUAGCAAAUGGUAGUCUUCUAGAUGCCUGCCUUAUUGGACUUGCAUCGCCUAUGCUGGACAAGAUUGUAGAUUUUCCUGUUUCGAAAAUGUCACAGUUGGUAUUUAUAAAUUCUUUGACUUUUUUUAGUUCUUCAACUGUUAAGGUAGUUAUAAUUUUUAACCAGCUCUUUCACAAAGCUCUAGCGUCAACUGAGUUACCAUUUUUUCACCGAUAUACAGAACCCUUUUAUUGUCCUUUCUUUAUUUUGACUAGUCUCUUCGAUAAAUUGGCAACCCUUACUGGAAUUCCUGUAGACUCUUAUUAUAUUUCUGACCAAGAAUCUUUAGUUGACUUAGAAACACUUGUUUCCAAUGCUGCUGGCCAUACUUUGUCUCCAAAGCUUGGACCGAGCCGCAGCUUCAAAUUAGAGUCUAUAUGUUUCCCAUCAAACGUGGGUUGCUUAAGGGUCUUGCUGGUAUGGUUUUAUGAUACUGGGUUUCAAAUGUGGCAUGGUAAGGUUAUAGAUGGAGACGUGGUAGUAUUUUCAGCUUUACGGUUGCUUACCGAAGCUUGGUUACGAAUUCUUCUAUCUAACUCAACCAUUUUAGUUCUAAUUUAAUAACAUUUAUUAAACGAUAAUGUUGACUUUAUCACGAAAUGUUCAAUUUUGUUAAUAAAAAUUAUUUAUAAAUUAUAAAAUUUAUUUUAUUUGAGUUCUUAAUCACAUAUUUAGUCUCAUAGAUACUGUUACUUUCUGAUUUUCAUCGUGAUUCCAUUUCAAUGUCAAUCAACCUCUAAAAGAUGCGUUUAUUCUCAGACUUUCCAUUCGACACGGUAAAAACAAUCUAGAUGUAAAAAAAGCCACUGUUAAUGGAUGAGAACA